Molecule: messenger RNA, 1560 nt
Organism: Zasmidium cellare ATCC 36951
Lineage: Eukaryota; Fungi; Ascomycota; Dothideomycetes; Mycosphaerellales; Mycosphaerellaceae
Exons: 1
Coding region: 1-1560 (519 amino acids)
Biological process (GO): protein import into peroxisome matrix
Cellular component (GO): peroxisomal membrane; cytosol
Molecular function (GO): ATP hydrolysis activity; ATP binding
Source: RefSeq, a predicted model, not a curated record
AUGGGCGACCGUGGCAGAUCGACAACCAGGCAUGAAGCUGGACAUAAUGCAGUCUACGACCACUACACAUCUCAUUUCUCGGAGAGACGUCCAAACUCUGACGUUGCCCUUCUGGAAGCGGUCCGUUCGAUUCACCCCGAAAAUCACGUCACAUCGAUUGGACCAUGGGACUGUGACUUGAUUGGCUUCGCAGGUGCCGGCCAUGCCAAAGCUACUCUACGUCGUCAUGGGAACCGAUUCAACUCUCAGCGUACCUACAGCCCGCCACGCAGCCGCAUGGAGGGAGGACGAGGCACCCUUGGCAAAUCCAUCGCAUUCGGACUCUACGACUACUCCUACGAUGGGCACGACCUCCAGGUAUAUUCUCUCGAGUGGCCUCGAAUAGACGGUUGCGGUACCGAGCAGAUACAGUACAUUUUGACUCCUUCCAUUGCCGAAGAGGACUGCCCAGUCGCCGAUGGAUUGAUCGAAGCCGCGGGCAAGUGGACGUCGGAGCUGCACGAGGAGAUAUAUGUCUUUGACGCAGGGAAUUGGGAUAAGAGCAAGCUUCUUUGGGAGUCUGUUCAAUCUGCCUCGUGGGACGAUGUCAUUCUCGAUCCUGCAACUAAAGACGGCAUCAUCAACGAUGUCCAGACCUUUUUCGACAAUCGCUCGCUGUACGAGGACUUUGGUGUACAGUGGAAACGCGGAAUCAUUUUCCAUGGUCAUCCUGGCUGCGGCAAGACGAUUACCAUCAAGGCCCUUAUGAGGUCACUGCAGCAGCGAAAUGUUGCCAGCUUGUAUGUGAAGUCGUUUAAAGCAAGGCAAGGUCCUCAAUACGCCAUCCGUGAAAUUUUCGAGCAAGCUCGGAAGAUGGCGCCAUGCCUCCUAAUCUUCGAGGAUCUCGACAGCCUUGUGGUCGACAAAGUACGAAGUUACUUCCUGAAUGAAGUAGAUGGGCUCGAGAAGAACGACGGUAUUCUCAUGAUUGGUAGCACCAAUCACCUCGAGCGUCUGGAUCCAGGUAUCAGCAAGAGACCCUCGAGAUUCGAUCGCAAAUAUUACUACAAGCUGCCGGAUGUGAAGGAACGGAUCUCGUAUGGCGAGUACUGGCGAAACAAAUUGAGGGGCAAGAUCGAAUUCGAUGAAGCCAUUUGCGAUGUGGUGGCUCAACUCACCGAAGGGUUCAGCUUCGCGUAUCUGCAGGAGCUUUUCGUGCAGACACUGCUUUCACUGGUGGGAGGUCGCACGGAUGCGGAUGACGAUAUUGAAAUCGUCGAAGAGGUCGACCCAAGCCAGUACCACGAGCAGCCUGAGAUGACCAAGGACGCCACAGAUACGAAUUCGGCCGACAAGUCUGAAAGCGGGAAAGGCAAGAAAGCAGUGAAGCAGAUGCCUGAAGUGACCAUUCCAGAGCACCUGCAAUCUGAUCCACUCAUGCUCGCCCUACACAAGCAAGCGAAAGCGUUGUGGCGUGAUUUGGAUUCAUCGGAAGACAGCGUACAUAGACGGUCGAAAGUCUCAGGUGUUGGGGAUGAGGACGACGAAAGUGAUGAUGAUAGUGACAGUGGCUCCUGCUGA